Messenger RNA from Geosmithia morbida, 2070 nucleotides. RefSeq names its product von Willebrand factor type A domain. The annotation marks the transcript as partial. The transcript is spliced from 2 exons. NCBI's taxonomy places the organism in Eukaryota, Fungi, Ascomycota, Sordariomycetes, Hypocreales, Bionectriaceae. The record is from RefSeq and is a predicted model, not a curated record.
GGUGCAAAGGCCGAGAGAACGGGACUGUCGGUACUAGACCUUGUCAAGCACGCCGCCAUGGCCAUCAUCGAGAUCCUCGACGAGAAGGACAGAUUGGGUGUGGUCGUGUCAAGCACGGAAUCCAAGGCCGUACAGGAUCUCACCGUCAUGACGGAGGAAAACAAGGACGCUGCUCGUGCGAGGAUCAGGGACGUCAGCGUCGAGGGGUGUACUGACCUGUGGCGCGGCAUCCUCGAUGGCAUCAGGAUGAGGCAGCCCGAGCUUUACAGUCCGAGUGUCACAUCCGUUGUCGUUCUAACCGACGGUAUAACCAACCACAUGAACGUCCCUCAAGGCGUCAUCCCCAAACUGCAGGACAUGCCGUGCCCACCAUCCACGAUGUUCACCUUUACCUUCGACUACGAUUGCGACUCAUGCCUUCUCGAGUCGAUAGCCGAGCUCUGUGGUGGGAUAUAUGCCUUCACACCAGAUGCGGGAAUGGUCGGAACCGUCUUCAUCCGUGCCGUGGCCAACGUGCAGUCUACCUUUGCUAGAGAUCCUUCGCUGCCUCCCGAGGACAUGCCACCCCUGAAGUUCGAAGAAAUGACCGGAGGGAUCGUGGCGCGGGUAACAGCUCCCAGCUACGGCAUGCAGAGCGAGUUGAGGAUAAACCUGCGGAAUCUCCAGUACGGCCAGUCGCGUGGCAUGUUCCUCAGCAUCAGCGGUGCUCCCUCCGAUAUCAAGGACGAGAAGCUGACAGUCGUGGGGAUCCUUACGUGCAUCCACGUUGAUGAGCCGCAGGGUCCCAAACUGACCACUGCGUGCUCAUUGCAGUCCCGCUGCGACCCAAGUCGGGCAGGAAUAAAUCUUCCAGAUGCCUACGUGGCAUGCCACGAGUUCCGGCCGCGCAUCUGCCAAUGCCUAUCGUACAUCCUCGCCGUCCCGGGCUCCGGGGUCCAUGUGCUCUUCGGUAAGAGGAAGUUAUGUGGUUUCCAGGACGAACUCAAGAAACUCGUCGCCUCGCCCCCAGCGAACAAACCCCACGACAACCCCUCCAACAUAUCGCUGCUCAAGGACCUUGUCGGCGAGGAGCCUCAGGGACAAGUAUUCCUCGCCCUAGGAAGCGACGAAUACAUGGCUACAUGGGGAAGGCACUGCCUGCCUGCCUUCCUGGGCGCCAACGGACUGCAGCAGUGCAAUUCAUUCAAGUAUCUGGGGCCACUUCAGUACGGCGCCGCCAGUCCCCUGUUCGUCACGUGCCGCGACCGCCUCAACUCAGCGUUCGAUAACCUGCCAGUCUCGGAGCCGAGCCCGACGACGCAGCCACGCAAGGCGAGACUAUCCUCGACAUCAUAUGCGCUGGAUUCGUCCUCGUCGCCGCCGACGCACCGCCGAGUAAUAUCCAUGUCGCGCUACAGCCGAGCUGACGGCCCUUGUUUUGCCGGGUCGACGCCUGUAGAGCUCGCAUCGGGCCAGUCGGUGGCCGUGAGGAAGCUGCGGAGGGGCACAAAGGUCCGCACGCCCGUGGGUCCGCGCAAGGUGGCCGCUGUCGUCAAGACACACGUGUCGGGCCAGAUAAUCUGUCGUAUCGGCGGGCGAAAUGAGAGUAGGUGUAUAUUGGUGACGCCGUGGCAUCCCAUCUCCGCAGACGGGGGAAAGACGUUCGCCUUCCCUGCGACCCGGGACGACGCCCACCCCGUAAUGUACACCGGACCGGUCUACUCGGUCCUGCUGCAGAGAGAUACGAAUGCAUCCGCUCACGCGAUCCGCAUCGGCUCAGCGUCGACGGCCAUGUGGGGCGUCACGCUAGGCCAUGGGCUCGUCACCGGGCCUGACGUCCGCGCACACACCUUCUUGGGGGACUACAACCGCGUCGGAAAGGCGCUGAUCGCGCUGGGCCCCCGGCGUAGGGGGUUUUUCUGCAGCGGCGGGGUGGUCAGAGACCGGGCGACAGGGCGGAUUUCAGGAUUCAAGAGGGCCGGCGGCGAGGGCGAACCUGCCGCCUUCAAAGGUACAAAUAGCUUCUACUUUUAUAAGUGUCGGUUUCGCAAGACUAGGAGCAUAGGCCGUGAGCAUGGUACAAGAAUAUAA